AUGGCGAACACGAACGUCGUCAGGAUCGGCGUCUUUGUGCCGGGAGAGGUCCAACUCCUCGACCUGUCCUGCAUCGACAUCUUCCACAUGAUGUCCAGGGAGUACCUCGGCCUGGAGUCGAUGGACCUCCUGCCGAAGCACCUGCGGGACCUGGCGCCCAGCGUGGAGAUUUCGUACAUCACCUCCGCGGCCUAUUCUCCGUCCGCCUCUGAGACAAAGUUGCUCCCCAUUACGUCGAAUCUGCGGAUCGCGCCGACGCACGACAUUGCCCAUCCGGACGUGCAGCCCGGCCGACUCGACAUCUUGCUCGUUCCCGGGCCGGAUCCGGGGGGCAAGUGGGAGGAGGACGUGCUGGGGUUCCUGAGGGCUCACGCGGAGAGGGAGGAGACGGAUGUACUGAGCGUGUGUGGGAUCACGAAUGGGAACGACCUCGUCGCGGCAUAUGCGAGGAGGAACAGCAAGCACUUCCCGGGGCCGGUGGCUGAGAUUGCGUGUUCGAUGGCGGAUGUUGGUGAUCGCGGGCAGUUCUAUGGGGAGGGGCAGACGGUGUACUUUUUGGGUGUUGUGUGGCAGGUUGUCAAGGCUUGGUUCGUGAGGCCAGGCAAGGCGAAGGGCGUCUGA
Messenger RNA from Colletotrichum aenigma, 621 nucleotides. RefSeq lists its product as uncharacterized. The record is from RefSeq and is a predicted model, not a curated record. Bases 1 to 621 code for a protein of 206 amino acids. The transcript has 2 exons. NCBI's taxonomy places the organism in Eukaryota, Fungi, Ascomycota, Sordariomycetes, Glomerellales, Glomerellaceae.